CAAUCUUAUCUUUGUGACUCGCCACGUACGGUCCCGGGUUGCAGUUGACUUCCGUCUCUGAAGCCACAAAUAACAACAAUCUAGUACUGGCAGUAUGGCUGAAGCGAGCAGUACUACAGUCCCUAUCGUAGCCUGUUACUCGGAGCCUGCAGCUUCAGAGUCAUUCAUUCCGUCAAUGGCUGUACCAUCACUUGUACUGCCAGGUGCAAAGCAAGCAGGCGGCGUUUCGUCUCAGGUGCCAGACGACGGCCCCGUUCCGCUCUCGUUUCCUGCAAUCUUGCGCAACCCAAAGCUCGUGGAUCGGUAUGCCCACCUCCGCGAGCGCUCGGUCGCUGCACCCCCCAAGGCCUCUAUUUCUAAAGCACGCCGGGACGAACACGAGGGGAAGCGCUGGAUACGGAGGAGGGAAAAUGCUAAAUUUGUGGAUAACCCUCAUGUCGUGCCACCCUCGCACGGUGAUCAUGCGGUACCGGUCCCCUCAAAGCUCUCCACCUUUCCCAUCCCAUUACCUCCGUAUCUUCCUCGGUCAAUUGUGCUACCGUCUAGUGUUCCAGGUUCUCGGGAUCCUGCGAGUGCUUCUGCUGGACUGUUUUCCCUCUCACUGAAGGGCGCCCGGCGAGCAUUGAGGGCCAGGCCGGGCGCCCGGAAUAUAGUAGACGCGAUUGAGGGUCAUUUAUGCGCCUGGCUUGAGGGAGGGACGUACCCGGGAGAGGAACAGGGCAUUGUUUUUCCGGGGGAGAAAGUGGGAGGGAGGGAAGAUGUACUAGAGCUAAGCAGACGGCCGCUCGAUCUUGUGUGGGUUGUUGGGAAAGAUGGUGUGGAUGGUGCGUUUGAGAGGUAUGUAGUGCAUUGUCUGGCUCGGUGGUAUGGGGUUGUUAGCUUCAGUAAAGAGGUGAACGGCAAACGCCUGACAUAUCUACUGCGACCCCAAGUUACGCAAGUCACAGCCUCGAUAAUCGACACACCCCCUGCAACAGACAUUUCCCAAGUCGAUACCGAAUCUGAUUUCGUAUCUGACACUCACACGUCUGACCUGGGGUCCGAUUUUGCAUCCGACAUAGAACAUGAAGCACAUGCCAGAGAGCUCUCGGCCAUUUCGGAGGCACCUUCAUCACCCACGGCAUGGUCCGUAAUCGGUGGAUCAGACUUUGAAUUCGACGAAGGGUUCGCGGCGUCUGUGGAGUCGCUCUCCAUAGACGCGGAAAUGAAUGAUUUGGAGAGGACCCCACGCGCAGCUGACGUACGAGGCAGUGGCGGCGUAUACGUACGGAAUGCGCGUACCCGAUUUAGUGCGUGGAACAAGCCUCGGAGCGGGUCGUCACCAUCCAGGUCCCCUGCGAGGAGAGGGCCGUCUGCGCGAAGGGCCAUGAAGCAACAGGGGAAGAAAUCGGGGAGGAAAUCAGGGAAGGGGACGUUUUAUGAUUAUUUAUUUGCCUAAUGUAGCGUUGAAGAUCCUUUGUUCCCUGUGAUUAUCUAUAUCGAGCUUGAAUUCAGCUGGAAUACUUUGAUCAA
This is a messenger RNA of Suillus fuscotomentosus, 1512 nucleotides long. RefSeq lists its product as uncharacterized. The record is from RefSeq and is a predicted model, not a curated record. NCBI's taxonomy places the organism in Eukaryota, Fungi, Basidiomycota, Agaricomycetes, Boletales, Suillaceae. The transcript has 4 exons. Bases 95 to 1438 code for a protein of 447 amino acids.